AUGGCGGCGAUGACGGUGCGCGAGGUGUUGUACAUGUACAGCGUCGCAUGGCAGGCAUACAACCGGUUCUUGUCCGUGUGCGGGAACCCAGAGAAAGCCCAGAAUGCGGUGGCGCUGCUGGUGUGGCUGGACCAGGGCACCAUCUCCGCCAUCCACCACGUCCCACCCAUGGUGCCCGACGUCAUCGUCGUCGUCGCAGAAGAGGCCAACGCCGUCCUCGAGUGCCUCCGCCACCAGAAACCUGCGCUCCCGCCCAUCCCGAUCAUCUCUGCGCUCUGCAUGCAAGGCGGUGUCCACAUCGAGCCGGGCUUCUUCACCUUCCACCAGGACCUCGUCGUCCGCGGGACUGGGAUGAUUGUCAACCCGCCGGAGCUCAUGGUGCCCUACACCUCCCAACCAGUGGCAGUGUCGGAGGACUGCCGCUCCAUGUUCAUCACCUUCUCCAAAGGAAAUGCCCUCCACCAUGAGGAGAUCUUUGAGUACUUCAGGCACAAGUGGGGUGACUGUGUGGUAAGGGUACUGAUGGAGAAGACUAAGGGAGGCCACAUGCCCAUGUAUGGCCGGAUCAUCUUCAAGACAGAGGCGAUCGGGAAGCUCGUGCUCAACGGCGAGAUGCUCGUCAAGAUCCCCAUAGGACAACGUGAGAUUUGGCUCCGCAAGUACGUCCCCAGGCCAACCAAGGCUGCUGUUUGA
Triticum turgidum subsp. durum (durum wheat) is the source of this 693-nucleotide messenger RNA. NCBI's taxonomy places the organism in Eukaryota, Viridiplantae, Streptophyta, Magnoliopsida, Poales, Poaceae. The record is from the annotation of a GenBank genome assembly.